AGUCGAUGUGUGGGUUAUGGUAUUUGAGUUCUAGCUCCUUAGUCAUAGACUAAGCCUGUGAUCACGUGCUAUCUAUAAGAAAGGGUAGCUCCUGGUGGCACAGUCCCCGUCUACUGCACAUUAAAUUUUGCAACCACAGUUUGAGCACGGUUCUCUAUGUUGUCUUCUCUGUGUUCGUUACGGACUUUGCAGCUUUUCUAGCAAGAGCAGAAAAAUCGCGCUGUGUGCCUUUACAACAAAAGAAGAGACGUUGGAUUAGAGGACGGUGCCUAUGGGGUCGGACCGCCAGAACACAAGCUGCGGAGACGAAUGGGACAAGUCCCAAGAACGUAUAUGGUUCCUCUUGAUUCUUCAGUUCAUUGUGGCUAUUGCUGGGAAUGGCUUUGCCAUCUACCGCUUUGUGGUUCAUGAGCGCAUGUGGCAUACCGGCAUUGUCUACGCCUUCAACCUAGCCAUCAGUGACACUCUUUAUGCCUUCUCCUUGUUGCCCAUGGCCGCUUAUUAUUACCCUCCCAAGGACUGGAAAUACGGCUCAGUUUUCUGUAAGCUGGACCGUUUCUUCUUCUUCUGCAACCUUUAUGGCAGCACCUUCUUUGUCGCCUGCAUUAGCCUGAACCGCUAUGUUGCCAUCGUUCAUCCUUUCUUUGCCCAUGGCCGCAUAGAAGCCCGCCAUGCCAAACUUGUCAGUGGGGUAGUAUGGUUGCUGGUGAUAGCUAUCUCAGCACCAGUCCUCCAUUUUUCCACCCUGAAGCAUAUAAUGAUAAAGAACACCUCAACAACGUACUGUAUAGGAAGUGCCAUCUUCUUGGACCUGCCCAGUUACUGGCCUUAUAGCUUGUUUCUAGCAGCUUUUGGAUGUGGGCUGCCGUUCAUCCUUACCGCCUUUUCCUGCAUGGCCAUCGUCUGCAGAGUCAUCCAAAGUCAGAGUCUCACCGCAGAGGAAAAGCGCAAAGUGAAGACAUUGGUUUUGGUAGUGGUGGUUCUCUAUGCCCUUAUCUAUCUCCCCUUCCAUGCCUUACGCAACCUGAACCUUUACAAUCUUAUGUCUGGAAAAUGUAUCUCACUUGUCUACUACUUCUACCAGGCGGCCAAGAUCUUAGUCCACUUCCAUAUUUGCAUCCAUCCAUUGGUCUAUGCUGCCCUGGCUGACAGCAUGCAAGAAUACUGCUGCAGAUGCUUUCAACCACAGAAAGAGAUGUCAAAGGAAGAGGAGAAUGAGGGACUGAGACUGCGAAAGCAGACCCAAGAUUUCCAGGAUCAGAGCUGAGGAUGUCUUUUUCCUGCUGACAAGCUUUAUCUUUUAUGGACAAUCCUUCCAUGGAAAUUUGGCAAGGCUUCAUAAUAGUGACACUUUGGAUGGGAUGAAGAAGGCUGUUUGUUUUUCCUACUUUACUUUUUCCUAGAUGCAAGAGCUGAGUCUUAGCAUGCACAGAAAUACAUUUGCUCACUAGCAUCUUUUAAAGCUACUAAAAACAGCAGACAACUGUUAUUUUUUAUUUUUUGUGACACUUAUAGACUAUUGAGUUAUUUUUCAUCACCUACUUAAGCUAGAGUGAUAUACUGUACUGUAUAUAUAUCUAUUAUGUCUGUCUGUCUGUCU
Pogona vitticeps (central bearded dragon) is the source of this 1600-nucleotide messenger RNA. RefSeq names its product purinergic receptor P2Y11 (gene P2RY11). The record is from RefSeq and is a predicted model, not a curated record. Gene Ontology annotation, molecular function: neurotransmitter receptor activity; G protein-coupled ATP receptor activity. Gene Ontology annotation, biological process: calcium-mediated signaling; G protein-coupled receptor signaling pathway. Lineage: Eukaryota; Metazoa; Chordata; Lepidosauria; Squamata; Agamidae. Gene Ontology annotation, cellular component: plasma membrane.